This is a messenger RNA of Oryza sativa Japonica Group (Japanese rice), 2241 nucleotides long. RefSeq names its product ADP,ATP carrier protein 2, chloroplastic. Gene Ontology annotation, molecular function: ATP:ADP antiporter activity. NCBI's taxonomy places the organism in Eukaryota, Viridiplantae, Streptophyta, Magnoliopsida, Poales, Poaceae. Gene Ontology annotation, cellular component: membrane. Gene Ontology annotation, biological process: nucleotide transport. The record is from RefSeq and is a predicted model, not a curated record.
CCUCCUCCUCCUUUCCCUCCCUCCGCCUCCCCCCACCUCGCGUCUCGCGGAGCCCGGAGAGCAGCGGCGCCGCCCAUGGAGUCGCUCGCGCUCCUCCACGCCAAGCCCGGCGGCCUCCCUCCCCGCGCGGGGCUCCGCCUCCCGCUCCCGCGCGCGCGAUCCGCGCGCGUCUCCCUCCCCUCCUCCCCGGCGGCCCCCGUAUCGCUCCAGUCCCCGCUCCUCCUCGCUUCGAGAAGCGGCCCUACCUCGCGGGACGCCGUCGUGGGGUUGGGAUUGGGGUGCGGGCUCUUGAGACGGAGGAGCGGCGCUAGUGGUGGUGGUGGUGGUGGGGUCUCUUGCGGCGCGCAGCCUGCCGCGGCGGCGGCGGCGGGGGCGGUGCCGGCGGCGCAGCCGGAGGGGAAGAAGUUCCUCGGCGUGGAGGUGAAGACGCUGAAGAAGAUCGUGCCGCUCGGGUUGAUGUUCUUCUGCAUCUUGUUCAACUACACGAUCCUGCGGGACACCAAGGACGUGCUGGUGGUGACCGCCAAGGGGAGCAGCGCGGAGAUCAUCCCGUUCCUCAAGACGUGGGUCAACCUGCCCAUGGCCAUCGGCUUCAUGCUCCUCUACACCAAGCUCUCCAAUGUGCUCUCCAGGGAGGCGCUCUUCUACACCGUCAUCUUCCCCUUCAUCGCCUUCUUCGGCGCCUUUGCCUUCGUGCUCUACCCUCUCAGGAAUGUGAUCCACCCCACCGCGCUCGCCGACAAGCUCCUUGCGGCGCUCGGCCCGAGCUUUCUUGGCCCCGUCGCCAUUCUGAGGAUUUGGAGCUUUUGCUUGUUCUAUGUCAUGGCCGAACUGUGGGGCAGCGUCGUCAUCUCGGUCCUCUUCUGGGGCUUCGCUAACCAGAUUACUACAGUUGAGGAAGCAAAAGAAUUCUACCCUCUAUUUGGUCUUGGGGCUAAUAUUGCGCUCAUCUUUUCUGGGCGUACUGUGAAGUAUUUCUCAAAUCUGCGCAAGACAUUGGGUCCAGGUAUUGACGGAUGGGAGGUGUCUUUGAAAGGAAUGAUGAGCUUAGUGGUGCUUCUUGGACUUGUCAUCACUUCCAUCUAUUGGGGGGUGAACAAGUUUGUUUUGAAUGAUCCUUCUCUUCCGAAGUCUGACCGUAAGAAGAAAAAGGAUAAACCUAAGCUUGGAAUGAAAGAGAGUCUUAAAGUUCUCCUCUCCUCAAGAUAUGUAAGGGACCUUGCUACUUUAGUGGUUGCAUAUGGCAUCAGUAUCAACCUUGUGGAGGUCACAUGGAAAUCGAAGCUCAAGGCACAGUUCCCUAGUCCAAAUGAGUAUUCAUCUUUCAUGGGUGAUUUCUCAACCGCUACUGGCAUUGCUACUUUCACAAUGAUGCUGUUAGGCCGGAUCAUACUCCGAAAAUUCGGCUGGGGAGUGGCUGCAAUGAUCACCCCCACAGUUUUGUUGCUGACUGGCGUCGGUUUCUUCUCCCUGAUUCUAUUUGGGCAGCCUCUCACUCCUAUGCUUGCCACAAUGGGCAUGACCCCUCUUCUUGCAGCAGUUUAUGUGGGUGCACUUCAGAACAUAUUCAGCAAGAGUGCAAAGUAUAGUUUAUUUGAUCCAUGCAAAGAAAUGGCCUACAUUCCUUUGGAUGAAGAUAUGAAGGUGAAGGGAAAGGCAGCCAUUGAUGUUGUCUGCAACCCAUUGGGGAAGUCUGGUGGAGCUCUUAUUCAACAGUUCAUGAUCCUUACAUUUGGCUCUUUAGCUAACUCCACCCCCUACCUUGGUGGCAUACUGUUGGUGAUUGUUCUAGCAUGGCUAGGCGCGGCAAGUUCACUAGACAAGCAAUUCUCUAGCUUGGCUAAGGAAGAUCUCAAAAGGGAUAUGUCUGCAAAAGAGAAGGUAGAUCCUUCCCUGCUCAAGGCUCCUGAGGCUGAUGUAUUGGUGGAGCACACAAACGGCACUAUAGAGAGCGAAGCUACUGCAACUGAGAGUUCACCAUCAAACUCAUCUCCAAGUAAUUAGAUUCAUCUUUCUUUGACAAAGUCAAUCGAUAGGUAGGAGAAUGAUUGCAGUGGGUAGAAAUAAUGGUGAUGAAACAAUUCACGGUUUCUCAAGUUUGUAACAGUGCGCAGAAUCAAGCUGCCUGUUUAUUUUGUUUGUAACGUAUGCAAAUUUUGACAAGUGCACUGAACGCCAUUGUGGAAAUUCAACCGUUCUGGCAGGGAGAAUGAAUGAAUAGGUUUCCCACGCCUUGCAAAA